Molecule: messenger RNA, 1121 nt
Organism: Ctenocephalides felis (cat flea)
Lineage: Eukaryota; Metazoa; Arthropoda; Insecta; Siphonaptera; Pulicidae
Product: very-long-chain (3R)-3-hydroxyacyl-CoA dehydratase 3-like
Exons: 6
Coding region: 1-1095 (364 amino acids)
Biological process (GO): sphingolipid biosynthetic process; fatty acid elongation; very long-chain fatty acid biosynthetic process
Cellular component (GO): endoplasmic reticulum membrane
Molecular function (GO): 3-hydroxyacyl-CoA dehydratase activity
Source: RefSeq, a predicted model, not a curated record
AUGGUUUUAAAUUCAAACCCGAUUGUAUACUGGUCGCAAAACUUAUCAAAAAUCACUCUGAAAGUCGAUUUAUCCGAUAUAAAAGAUCCUAAUAUUAGUUUAAGUGAAAGUCAUUUAGAUUUUUAUGUUAAAUCCAAGUCGAAUAGAUAUAGUUUUGAGUUGGUGUUUUACUCAGGGAUUGAUCCUCAAAAGUCUAAUUAUCAAAUUUUGCCAAAUACGAUUGAAUUUGUGCUGAAAAAGUCAAUAAACGAAUGGUGGCCCAGACUAACCUGUCAUCCACAAAAACCUGCUUGGUUAAAAGUCGACAUUGACAAUUGGCAUUCGCCAAACUUCCUAAUAAAAGAAAAACUAGACAUAAUGCAAGACUAUCCCGAAAUGUACAAAAAACUACACAAAGAAGAAUACGGAUACAUUAAAGAAGAUAUGAAAAAAGUAUACCUAGUCGUUUACAAUUUCCUCCAAUUCAUCGGAUUCUGUUACAUAUCACUAGUGAUGUUUGUAAGAUAUUGCAGAGACGGACCAGAAUCGAUGCCCGGUACUUAUUCGGCUGUCGGUGGGGCUUUCAGGUUUUGCCAGUUGUUACAGUUUUUGGAAGUUAUGCAUCCGUUGUUUGGGUAUACUAAAGGAGGCAUCAUGACGCCUAUGAUGCAGACUACUGGAAGGUUUUUCAUACUUUUUUGUAUGAUUGAAAGUGAACCCAGGAUGCAGACGAAGCCGGUUGUGUUUUAUCUGUUUUUUGCUUGGGCGCUGAUAGAAUUGAUAAGAUACCCCUACUACAUAUCACAACUGUACAAAAAAGACAUCGCCCUGUUGACCUGGUUGAGGUACACGAUCUGGAUACCCCUAUUUCCCUUAGGAGUCCUAUGCGAAGGUAUAAUAGUAUUAAGAUGCAUACCAUAUUUCGAAGAGACCAAAAAAUUCACAGUCUCAUUGCCAAACAGUUGGAAUUUCGCAUUCCAUCUUCCAUCGUUUUUAAGAAUCUAUUUGCUCUUUAUGAUAAUACCUGGAAUGUAUUUUGUAAUGUCGCAUUUGUACAGGGCUCGAGUGAACAAACUCGGGCCUAAGAGCUGGAGAAAAAGUCAACCAGCAUUUUAAUAAAGGGGAUAAUUGAAUUAAAAGAA